Strongyloides ratti is the source of this 846-nucleotide messenger RNA. RefSeq lists its product as hypothetical. Bases 1 to 846 code for a protein of 281 amino acids. The record is from RefSeq and is a predicted model, not a curated record. Lineage: Eukaryota; Metazoa; Nematoda; Chromadorea; Rhabditida; Strongyloididae. The transcript has 7 exons.
AUGCUUCUUACAAUAACUCCAUUAAAUUUUGAAAAUUAUGGUGAAAUCAGUAGUGCAUUAAGUAAAUUAAAUUUUCUACAAACACUUGAAGUUGUAAGAAGUGAUAUUGUAAAAACUGUAAAAUAUGAUCAAUUAAAAAAAGAAAUUUUAAAAAUGUUUGAUGAAUUAAUAAUAGAAGAUUUUGGAGUACCAAAGCAAUGUUAUGUUUAUGUGUUUGUUGGAGAUCAUGUUUUUUUGAAUAGUUUAUGCCAUAAGUGGAAUCAACUUGUUUCUGUUAAAAACAGUGAUGGAGCAAAUAAUCCAUUAUUUUCGAGAAAUAAUUCUGAAAGUUUUGCCGGAUAUAUUGUUUAUGCUGUUAUGCAAAAACUUAUACUUUUUAAUAAGGAUUUUGUUCCUUAUAAUGUUAUAUCACUUGAUCUUCUAUCACUCGAACAAAAAAUCUGCGAAGUUAAUUAUACUGAUAAAAAUACUCAAUCUAUAAAAAGUUUAAUUAAAGAUGGUUCGUUAAAAGUUUUAAAUUGUAAACGGUUUGAAUCAUUAAAUGCAAAAAUUAAACAAUUAUUUAAUUUAAGCAAAAAUAGAAGAAAUAGUUGUUCUACAAUAAUGUCAAAACUUAAAAGAGCAAGCUACCAAACAGGUCGCACUGGAAACGGAGAGCGAAGAGAUGGUCCAAGCGGCAGUGAAGAAGUUGCAGAGAAGUCGUUCCAAUUUACAAGACGAUCAAGAAGUAAGAGAUGCGAGUUAUUAAGAGUCAAAGAUAAAAAACAACGUCAAAAAAUGGCAAAACAUCAGAAGAACGCAAGAAACGCCGAAGCAAAGAACGACUUUAAAACGCCAAACGAAUAA